Molecule: messenger RNA, 1315 nt
Organism: Triticum aestivum (bread wheat)
Lineage: Eukaryota; Viridiplantae; Streptophyta; Magnoliopsida; Poales; Poaceae
Exons: 4
Coding region: 300-1148 (282 amino acids)
Source: RefSeq, a predicted model, not a curated record
UGGCAAAGCAGAGCCGAUUCAUCCUUCAGUCGAUCCAGUGGCCUCCUGCUCGCGGCUGGCCUAUCCCCACCUACCCAACCAGAGCUACACAUCCCCCGCUUCCAGCUUGGCACAGUAGAACCGAUUCGUCAAUCCGUCGAUCCAGCGGCAGCAGCACGGCUCCUCGCCCUCCUGCUCGCCUAUCCCCGAAGCGAAAUAGAGCUGCAUCCCCGCCUUCCUCUCCCCCUCAAAUCCUACUAGAUCCACAUAGCACAAGAGCUUGGAGAGAUCCCGAAUCCAAUCCAAUCCCCAACGGUUCGAUGGAGAUCAACUCCCUCCUUGGGAGUCAGACUCGACAUCUUCCGAGAUGUACGGACCAGAUGUUGAUAUCCAUUCUCAGAGAGCACCGUGCGUCGGAGCUCGACCUCUGGCAAGAAAUCGAUGCCAUGAGCGGUAAAAUACACGACCAGUACCUCUUGGUCAAGACUGCCACGGAAGCCCUGAAGACGGAUCACGGGACUUGGUGGCCGAAAAAAUUGGUCUCCAUCCCCAACACCUCCCAAGGUAAUUCCCCCAACUCCCCUAAAUUCGUGGGGACGAAGACGACGAUGGAGUUUAAACCCGCGGAUGGCAGCAAGCCGGUUGUUGGCAUGACACGGUACAACCUACUUACGACUAGGGAAGAUGGUGAUGGAUUGGAUUUGGAUGAGGAUCUGGCUUUACGUCAUGUCUUCCCGCUGGAAGGAAAAGGCAAGGGCACCCGAAACCGGAAUGGCAAAAGAUCACGAUCAGGAUGUGAAGUGGAUCCACACGAACCCAUUACCCAUGACGGCGUGGAAGAAUUGGACCAAAUGAUGUCCAAUUCCAAAAAGUAUCCAGUUCUAGACGCGGGCAUGGAUGUUCAGGAUCUGCUCUUCGCUGAUCAACCGUCAAAACAGUGGCAAAGCUUCACCAAGAUACACACCAAAAAUCCCAAACUUACGUACGCGGCGUGCAACCACUGCGACACGGUGUUGAAGUUAACAGGUGGUACCAAAUGUGGCACCGGCUCCCUCAGGCAUCAUAAUGACUCCUGCCGAUGCAAACCCAAGCAGGAGCAGCUGCCCGGCAGCUCUUCAUCGACGCCUAUUCCGUCCAUUGCAUUGCAGGCCAUCGCGGAACAAUUAUAGGUAGUGCAGUUCAGAUCAGAGGUAGUUUAGAUGAGGUAAGAUGUAGUGUAGUUGAGACUGAGCUGCCUCAAAGAGGAUUGAUUGCUCGUCUCGCGGUGUAAAUCCUUGUAUUCAUUUGUGUUUCAAUGAGGACAGUGAAUACGAAGUGGAGGUGUGGAUGUUUGCCA